Oppiella nova is the source of this 2082-nucleotide messenger RNA. Lineage: Eukaryota; Metazoa; Arthropoda; Arachnida; Sarcoptiformes; Oppiidae. The record is from the annotation of a GenBank genome assembly.
AUGGACAGACCUCUGGUGGCGCUAAUACUGUUGUCAUACCAAUCGAUUGGCGAUUCACCCGGUGGUCCGGGCGGACCGGGAAGUCCUGGAAGCGGUGAUUAUAUCGAAGGCUUUCUCAAUGGAGAUGAAAACGAGCCAAAGUUCUCGACGCCGACUGUUGUGGACGGAAACGAGCAAACAAUUCCCGAUCUCACAAAUACCGACAAUGAUCAGGGUCCGCCUCCCUUUAUACCUCCACCACCCGUUCCCCACCCGUCCAUCGAUCUGAAAGGCUCAAUUGGCGAUAAAUCUAUACUUGAAGAAAAAAUGCCAACAAAUCCUGAACCGAAUUACAUAACACUUAAGGGAGAGAAAGGCGAGAGAGGGGAGAGGGGAGAGAGGGGUGAGAAGGGCGAAUGCAUGGAAAGGGAGACCAUUGAGACAAUAUACGAGACACAGACGCCGGCGCCGGUUAUCAAUCAAUGCGUUUGCAAUGUAUCGGAAAUUAUAUCUAGUCAUCAAAUUAAGGGCCCAAAGGGUGAUGUGGGACCAGUUGGACCACCCGGACCUCCAGGUCCGCCCGGGAGGGGAUCCACGUUUGACCCAGACCUAUCGCCGGGUUAUUUCGGAGCACCGGGUUCUGGCUCAUCAUUUUCGUAUUUAACGCGAGUGGGCGACCCGGGACUACCCGGUCCCAGGGGUUUACCCGGACAUAAAGUGGGCGACCCGGGACUACCCGGUCCCAGGGGUUUACCCGGACAUAAAGGAGACAAAGAUUUGGUCUUAAAGGUGAACCGGGAAGGAAUGGCAAGAGAGGCAAACCGGGAAGGCAUGGAAUACCCGGUCCGCCAGGGAUUAUGGGUCCCCCGGGAGAAGUGGGAUUUCCGGGUAUCCCAGGUCCUAAGGGUGACAGAGGAGAGAUGGGAGUUCCCGGAUCGCCUCCUUAUGGUCCUGAAGGGCCAGGCGGGCCUGGUGGCCCACUUAGCGCAUAUCGAGGAAUUAAAGGGUCGGCAUCUCUAUCGAGACAUGACGCUCAGCCGGGUAUUUCGAUGCAAACAUUUGUCAAAUCAAAAUAAACCUAAUUUUAACUGCAAUUUAGUGUUCGUUGACGGCCCACCCGGACCUCCCGGCCCUCCCGGUGAAAAGGGAGAGCCUGGACAUGCGACUAAGGCAACAGCGGCACACCUAAUAGUUCCCGGGGCUGUUACCAUCAAAAACAUGGAGUCCCUUAUUAAGGCAUCGGCUAACAGUCCGAUGGGAACCCUGGCCUUCAUUAUCGACGAGCAGUCGUUACUUAUUAAAGUGAAUGGGGGCUGGCAGUACGUACCGUUGGGAUCACUGGUUCCCAUGACUUCAGAUGUGAACGAAAUUGCAUUGGGAUCACUGGUUCCCAUGACUUCAGAUGUGAACGAAAUUGCAGGCGAAAUACUAUUCAAUUCGUGGAAAGACUUGUUUACUGGUGCCGGCGCUCCCUUUCCAUUCCCACCGAAGAUUUAUAGCUUCGAUGGCAGAAACGUAUUGACUGACUAUUCCUGGCCCCAGAAGCUGGUCUGGCACGGGGCCGACAGGUCAGGCGUGCGAAAUAGUGAGGCCUACUGUGACGCGUGGAACAACAACAGUAUGGCGAAAGUAGGUCUGGCCAGUUCGCUACUUAGAGGCAAACUACUGGACCAGGAGAAGUACUCGUGCAACAACUCCUUUAUCGUGCUCUGCAUUGAGACCACCAGUCCUGAGGACAGGCAGAAGAGACACGUCCACCCCUCGGCAGACGUUUAAAUGGCAUUAGUCUUAACGGCACUCACGAGGAAUGUAUUGUCUCUGCCAUAGAAUACCUGCCGUCCAAUCGAUAUGCAAUGCAAAGAGACUUUUGUUUAUUGGAGGCAAUAAUUAUUUGAUUGAAAAAUGAAUUUUGUUAAUUCAAUGUACAAAUUCUAGUCAUUAAUCAUUAAUUUUUAAUUAUAUUGUAAAGCAUUUUAAGGAAUUAAUGACAUUUCGCUUUUUCUGAAAGCCAUACGAAAAGCACUAAAUGUUUUUUGUUUUUCUAAUCAAUAAUUAUUGUAUUUGUUUAUUACCAGCAAAAUAAUUGUAAGGGAUGUGCAAAAC